GGCCAGGAGAAGUGGAACAAGCUGUGGUUUUGGACCCUCUUGCAGUUUCAUUGCAUCCCGAGAUGGUUUGGGUUUCAAAUCGACUUGCUUGUCCUUAGAGGCUUCCCUUACCCCAUCCCCAGGGCGCAGAAGCCUGCAGUGGCUUACCUUGCGCAGCAGCCCUGCGAACAGGUAUUUCCAGAGAGCUAAGACCUCUUCUCGCCGCUCUUCGUGCCGCGGGGCUGCUCCUGGCUCCCGGACCUCUGGCUCAGCUGUUUGCACACUCUGCACAGAGCAGACCCAGGAAACAGGGUCGGCCACCCAGUGGGCAGGGUCAGAUGCCAGCUCUCUAACGUGGCAGGCCAGCCGCAAUUGUGGGGUCUUUGUUCCUUUGCCUCCACCUAUUUCAAACGCGUCUCCGGUUCCUGGUUCUCUCCAUUGUCUCUGUUCCACCCACCCAGACCCAGGCUCUGCACCUGCACUGUCUGAUAUGGUAGCCACGAGCCACACGUGGCCACUUCCAUUUAAAUUAAUUACAUUAAAAUUCAGUUCCUUCAUCAUACCAGCCACAUUUCAAGUGCUCAAUAGCAAAUGUCCCUGGUAGGUGCUUUGUUGCACAGCACAGCUGUGGAGCAUUUUUACUCUCAAAGGACGUUCUCUUGGACAAGACUACUCUAGACGUUAUCCCCCUACAUCAGCCACUAUGUCUGGCCUGGAUCAACCCAUCCUCCCUGACCCAGGGGGCUGUUGUGGUUCCGACUAUAAGCAGUAUGUGUUUGGCGGCUGGGCCUGGGCCUGGUGGUGUAUCUCCGACACUCAGAGGAUUUCCCUAGAGAUUAUGACGUUGCAGCCCCGCUGCGAGGACGUAGAGACGGCCGAGGGGGUAGCUUUAACUGUGACGGGUGUCGCCCAGGUGAAGAUCAUGACUGAGAAGGAGCUCCUGGCCGUGGCCUGCGAGCAGUUCCUGGGCAAGAGCGUGCAGGACAUCAAGAACGUCGUCCUGCAGACCCUGGAGGGGCACCUGCGCUCCAUCCUCGGGACCCUGACGGUGGAGCAGAUUUAUCAGGACCGGGACCAGUUUGCCAAGCUGGUGCGGGAGGUGGCAGCCCCUGACGUCGGCCGCAUGGGCAUCGAGAUCCUGAGCUUCACCAUCAAGGACGUGUAUGACAAAGUGGACUAUCUGAGCUCCUUGGGCAAGACGCAGACUGCUGUGGUGCAGAGAGAUGCUGACAUCGGAGUGGCCGAGGCCGAGCGGGACGCAGGCAUCCAGGAAGCCGAGUGCAAGAAGGAGAUGCUGGACGUGAAGUUCAUGGCAGACACCAAGAUCGCCGACUCCAAGCGAGCCUUCGAACUGCAAAAGUCAGCCUUCAGUGAGGAGGUCAACAUCAAGACGGCUGAGGCCCAGCUGGCUUACGAGCUACAAGGGGCCCGUGAGCAGCAGAAGAUCCGGCAGGAGGAGAUUGAGAUCGAGGUUGUGCAGCGCAAGAAGCAGAUUGCGGUGGAGGCGCAGGAGAUCCUGCGCACGGACAAGGAGCUCAUCGCCACAGUGCGCUGCCCCGCCGAGGCCGAGGCCCACCGCAUCCAGCAGAUCGCUGAGGGAGAGAAGGUGAAGCAGGUCCUCUUGGCACAGGCAGAAGCCGAGAAGAUCCGCAAAAUCGGGGAGGCAGAGGCAGCGGUCAUCGAGGCGAUCGGCAAGGCAGAGGCCGAGCGGAUGAAACUCAAGGCUGAGGCCUACCAGAAAUAUGGGGAUGCAGCCAAGAUGGCCUUGGUGCUGGAGGCCCUGCCCCGGAUUGCUGCCAAAAUCGCCGCCCCGCUGACCAAAGUCGAUGAGAUUGUGGUCCUCAGUGGGGACAACAGCAAGGUGACGUCGGAAGUGAACCGACUGCUGGCCGAGCUGCCUGCCUCUGUGCACGCCCUCACGGGCGUGGACCUGUCUAAGAUACCACUGAUCAAGAAGGCUACCGGUGCACAGGUGUGAGGUCCCGAAGGCCCACACCCUUCAGCAGCCACCGGCCCCCUUCAGCAACCGUUUUAAUACCACAGGGACAAUGGGAACGUUAUUGACUCUGGUGCCUUAUUUUGUAGGGACCAGAAGUGCUGCGUGUUCAGGCCUCUGGCUGUCUUCCCUCCUCCCCUGUCUCUGUCUCCUUCAUCUUCUCUUCUGCCCCACCCCCUCACUUUCACUGCCACAUUCGUCUGGUUUGUCUCUCCUGCCCUUGUUUCCCUGUACACCUCUUCCUUUGUCUCUCUGUCUUUUUCUCCCCCUCUCUCUUCCUACCCUCUACACACAUCAUGUAAUUUAAGAUGACGAUGUUUAUUAUAAUCACUGUCUGUCUGUGGGGGGUGGCCCUGCUGCCCCUCAGAAUCCUGGUGCCUUGAAGUUUUCUGUGCAUCUGUCCACUCCCCCUGUGGCCCCAGCCAGAGCUUCAGCAUGGGUGCGGGGAUUCCGGGUAGGAUGGCCACCCUGCCCUCUCCUGGCCUGGUCCCUGCCCCCAGGAAGCCCUCAGCCCCGCCCAGUCUGGCCCCUCUCGGCCCAGGUAGCGGUGGCUACAGGCGCAGGGCCAGCGCCCUUCUCUAAGCCCCUGCCCGACUCCAGGCCUGCUCUCGUACCUUACCUCUUUCUCCCCCGCCCAGGGGCACAGAGGGAAGGCCUCCCGUGUAGAGCAGCCCCCUCAGUUUACUACUGCCUUAGGAGGCCCCUGCUCGUGCUCAGGGAAGUCCCCUUCAUGGGCAUGUCCCUACGAGGUGGAGUGGGGCUUGGUCCCAACUCUGCUAAGCCUUUCUGGGAUCAGGAUCUAGCCGUUCUGGGGACUGGAAAGUGUAUAGACCCUCUUCCUGCUAGAGCUGUACUGUCCUGGGUAUCGGGCCGGGCCCUUCCAGUGGGCACGGCUGUGCCAGCCCUAUACAGAAUCCAGUGCUGUAGACGGGCCAAACUUCACACCCCUUUUGCCAGCUUUCUUCCUGGCCAGAGAGAUCGGGUUCCAGCCAUGGGGAAGCAGCCCAGUCCUCUGUGUCCUUGCUCCAGUGGAGGCAGAAGAGCCCAGGACCCAAGCAUCCUGGCAGGGGUGCUGUGGGUGUCCUGUGGUCCCAGUCCCCCACCCCUUGCCCUGCCCCAGCCUGUGUAGCUGUUCCUGCAUGUGGAUGCUGCAUGUCUGGUCUGGGGCUGGAAUGCUGCACUGCCCCGCUGCCUGUCCCUUCUGGUAAAAUAAAGGUCUGGUUAUGUCC
This is a messenger RNA of Hippopotamus amphibius kiboko, 3204 nucleotides long. RefSeq names its product flotillin 2 (gene FLOT2). Gene Ontology annotation, cellular component: plasma membrane. Bases 683 to 1957 code for a protein of 424 amino acids. NCBI's taxonomy places the organism in Eukaryota, Metazoa, Chordata, Mammalia, Artiodactyla, Hippopotamidae. The record is from RefSeq and is a predicted model, not a curated record. Gene Ontology annotation, biological process: protein localization to plasma membrane; regulation of myoblast differentiation. The transcript is spliced from 11 exons.